Zingiber officinale is the source of this 987-nucleotide messenger RNA. RefSeq lists its product as uncharacterized. The record is from RefSeq and is a predicted model, not a curated record. Lineage: Eukaryota; Viridiplantae; Streptophyta; Magnoliopsida; Zingiberales; Zingiberaceae. Bases 1 to 987 code for a protein of 328 amino acids. The transcript has 6 exons.
AUGGGUCACAUGGAAGGAUCACAAGCUCUAGUUUUAUUCAUUCUCUGUGCUCUUCUGUAUCACUCAGUAGCUGCAGAUCAUACUGCAAGGUAUUUGUCUGAAGCAGAAGAGAAAGAAUUGCAGACACAGCUCAAAUCCCUUAACAAGCCUUAUGUCAAAUCUUUCAAGGAUGAGUAUGGGAUCACAUUUGACUGUGUGGAUAUUUACAAACAACCAGCUUUCGAUCAUCCUUUGCUUAAGAACCACACUCUUCAGACGGCUGGAGUGUCAUUUUCGGAUUUGAAUGAAUCAGUGAAGUUCUAUGGAAUAUCAGCUAUUUUGGAUGUUUAUCAACUUUCCGGUGUAUUGGAUACUCAAACAAGCGCAACACAAAUAGUUGUCAAUAAAGGAGAAACAGGCCCUCUGGAUUACCGCAACGUCGUACAAGCUGGAUUUCAUGUUCAUCAUGAAGCUGAGGGAGACAACUUGACUCACUUGUUCACUUAUUGGACAACAGAUGGGUAUCAAAAGACUGGUUGCUUCAACAUCCAUUGUGCUGGUUUCAUCCAAACAAGUGAAAGGGUGACACCAGGCCUAGUUUACACCCUAAGCAACUUGGCACUCAGUAUAUUUAAGGAUCCAAAAACGUCUAAUUGGAUGCUGGUCAAUGACAAAGAAUGGAUUGGCUAUUGGCCGAAGGAGAUCUUCAACAACUUGGCUGAUUCUUCUCAGAUUCAACUGAGUGCGACAGCUAGCUCUCCUACGGAUCAGCCUAGUCCUCCGACGGGCAAUGGGGAACUUGGAGGAGCAUCUUUUAAGAACAUCACCGUUUUGAAUGGGGAGCUUAAUCCAUACCCGCCAUAUGUCCAGCAUGCAGAAACGUUCCUUGAUAUUGGCAAACCCUUCUAUGAAGCCGUAUACAAUGUCGAUUCUGGCUUGUUCUAUGGUGGCCCUGGAGGAUGGAAGCCAGCGCCACAGAAUCCUCCGAGUUCAAUUUCUCAUCGUUAG